This is a messenger RNA of Hevea brasiliensis (rubber tree), 1992 nucleotides long. RefSeq names its product pentatricopeptide repeat-containing protein At1g80270, mitochondrial. The record is from RefSeq and is a predicted model, not a curated record. The coding region runs from base 49 to 1944 and encodes 631 amino acids. NCBI's taxonomy places the organism in Eukaryota, Viridiplantae, Streptophyta, Magnoliopsida, Malpighiales, Euphorbiaceae. Gene Ontology annotation, cellular component: mitochondrion. The transcript is spliced from 3 exons. Gene Ontology annotation, molecular function: protein binding.
AUAAUAAUUUUUUGGAAAAAAAAAAAAACUUAAGGGGUUUAAGCUCCAAUGCUCAAUGCCCUUUCACUGAACUGGAGCUGGUCGCUGGACGCUGGACGCUGGGGUUUUUCUCCACCAGUUAUCAUGUGGUCUUUCCGACGAGCUGCUUUGCCUCUCAAGCUACAUGGUCAUUCUUGGUUUGGGCUGACCAGAGUGAUCUCAGCUAAAUCAGAUCUAAUGAGUUUUUCUGUGGGGGACAUAACUGGUACGUGCACACUUGAAAAUUUGAUACCUGGUAGGUGCAGUUCAUCAAAGGGGUUUGACCACACACUAUCUGUAGGUAAAAGAUACUUUCUGGGAAGUUGUGGUUACUGUUCACAGGCAGUUGCAAGUAGUGAGAAUGAUAAGAUCAAAGAUGGCUUUUUAGAGCUUGGGACAACUGCUAUGCCUGAUAUAAUUGAAGUGAGCAAUGCAGAGGAAGUAGAUGAGGAAGAAUUACUUCCUGAGCUGGAGUUUGUGGAUGAUGCUGAGAAAGGUGCUAGCAGUGAAAAGAAAAGCACAGGCUUGGAGUUGUUAAAUUCCAUUAUGGGAGUUCCAAGUGUUGCUAUUUCUGAUAUUCUUAAGAAGUGGGCUGAAGAAGGCAAUAAAUUGAGCCAAAAUGGGAUUUCAAUGAUCAUAGUUAGUUUGAAGAAGAGACGAAUGUAUUGGAAGGCAUUACAGUUCUCUGAGUGGCUGGAAAAAACUAAGCAAACUGAUCUUACUGAACGGGAUUAUGCCUGUCGCAUUGAUUUAAUUUACAGAGCACAAAACCUUGGGAAGGCAGAGAAGUUUGUGGACAAAAUCCCAGAGUCCUUCAAAGGUGAACUAUCGUACAGGACUCUAUUAGGAUGCUGUGUCCAUGCCCAGAAUAUGAGGAAAGCAAAGGCAGUGUUCAAGAAAAUGGGUGAGUUAAAGUUGCCAAUGAAUGUGGAUGCUUGCAAUCAGAUGAUCAUUCUGUAUAAGAGGCUUGAAAAGAAAAAAAUAGCUGAUAUCUUAUUGAUGAUGGAGCAGCAGGAUAUCAAGCCAUCUCUCCUCACAUACAAACUUCUUAUAGAUACCAAAGGUGAGUUCAAUGACAUUAUGGCGAUGGAGCAAUUGGUUGAGGAUAUGAAGGCUGAUGGUUUUGAACCUGACAUCGAUGCUCUAACUGUCAUGGCUAAGCACUACAUAAAGGGGGGGUUCAAACAUAAAGCUGAAACUGUUUUGAAAGAAAUAGAAGAAAGAAAACUUAAGGGAAUUAUUGGGGCCCGAAGAUCAUUGCUUCUCCUCUAUGCUUCUCUUGGCAGAGCUGAUAAGGUGGGAAAAUUUUGGAAGGACUGUGAAGCAGAUCCCAAGAUGCAGGAGUGUGUAGCUGCCAUAGAAGCCUGGGGCAAGUUGGGCAAAGUAGGGGAGGCAGAAGCAGUAUUUGAUAUGAUGCUUCAGAAAUGGGAGAGGAUCUCCUCCAGGCACUACUCUUCACUUCUGAAAGUUUAUAUAGAUAAUAAGCAACUUACCAAGGGGAAAGAUUUGGUGAAACGGUUGGUUGAUGCUGGAUGCUGGAUUGGCCCAUUAACUUGCGAUGCGUUAGUGAAGUUCUAUAUUGAAGCUGGGGAUGUCGACAGAGCAAGCUCAAUUCUGCAGAAGACAGCUCACAGGGAGAAAAUGAGACCCUUGUUCACAUCUUUCAUAGCUAUAAUGGAGCAGUAUGCAAAGCGGGGUGAUGUACAUAAUACUGAGAUGUUGUUUCAGAGAAUGAAGGAGUUUGGAUACAUUGGACGUCUCAAGACAUUUGAGGUUUUGAUCCAGGCUUACAUCAAUGCAAAAGCUCCAGCCUAUGGAUUCCGAGAGAGGAUGAAGGCAGAUAAGGUACUCCCCAAUGCGACAUUUGGAAAAGUGUUGGCUCUAGCAGAUGCAUUCAGAAAGACUGCUGUAUCAGACAUAGUUUAAAUUCAAUGUAAUUAAUUACUAAUGGACAAUAAAUAGAUGUUAUUAAUA